Messenger RNA from Hippocampus zosterae (dwarf seahorse), 3110 nucleotides. RefSeq names its product aminopeptidase Ey-like. The coding region runs from base 53 to 2965 and encodes 970 amino acids. Gene Ontology annotation, biological process: proteolysis; peptide catabolic process. The record is from RefSeq and is a predicted model, not a curated record. Gene Ontology annotation, cellular component: cytoplasm. Gene Ontology annotation, molecular function: peptide binding; metalloaminopeptidase activity; zinc ion binding. NCBI's taxonomy places the organism in Eukaryota, Metazoa, Chordata, Actinopteri, Syngnathiformes, Syngnathidae. The transcript is spliced from 21 exons.
UUUCUCUAUUGCAUGCACUGUUUCAGAGUGGAAUUCAGCUUCAGGCAGAGAAAUGGGGAAAGGGUUCUUUAUCAGUAAAGGUGUUGGGGUAGUCUGCAUUAUUCUUGGAGCAGGGGCUGUGGCCACUAUUAUAGCUUUGAGUGUUGUUUAUUCCCAGGAAAAGGCAAAAAAUGAUGAUCAUGUGUCCCCAACAAAUGGAGCAACGACUCCAACCACAUCCAAGCCGACGACCACGACAACUACCCCCUCCAACAACCCUUGGGACAAGUAUCGACUGCCCAAAAGCCUGGUACCAGAAAUCUACAACAUCACACUGUGGCCUCGGCUUACUCCAGAUCCAAAGACUGGGCUCUAUAUUUUUACAGGUGAUUCCAGUGUCGACUUUAAGUGUGCCGAGGAGACAAAUCUGAUUCUCAUCCACUCCAAUAAGCUGAACUACACCAAAUAUGAGAAUAACCACAUGGCAAUGCUCAUUUCGCUGGAUAGUGGAUCCAAAGCUCCCUCAAUUGUAUCCUCCUGGCUCCAGAAUGAAACUCAGUACCUAGUCUUAACGCUGGACGGUAAGCUGAUGAAGGACCACCGGUACAGGCUUCACACCAUGUUCACUGGAGAACUGGCUGAUGACCUCGGAGGCUUCUAUCGAAGUGAAUACACGGGAGCUGCGGGGAAAAAGAUUGUGGCAACAACUCAGAUGCAGCCAACAGAUGCAAGGAAAGCCUUCCCUUGUUUCGAUGAGCCGGCUAUGAAAGCGGUUUUCCACAUCACUCUGAUUCAUGACCACGGAACUGUGGCACUCUCGAAUGGCAAAGAAAAAGAAACGCGCAAUGUUACCAUCGCCGAUCAGGCUCUACUGCAGACAGAUUUUGAACCAACUGAGAAAAUGUCCACCUAUCUUUUGGCGUUUAUUGUCAGCGACUUUAUCAAUAUCAACAACACGAUUGAUAACGUCAUGAUCCGGAUCUUUGCCCGCAAAUCUGCUAUUGAGGCUCGCCAAGGAGAAUAUGCUCUUAACAUAACUGGACCAAUCCUGAAGUUUUUUGAGAACUAUUACAAUUCCACGUACCCACUGCCUAAAUCAGAUCAGAUAGCCCUGCCCGACUUUAAUGCUGGAGCCAUGGAGAACUGGGGACUCAUCACCUACAGGGAAACGGCGCUCCUCUACGAUAAAUCCUUCUCCUCCAACGGCAACAAGGAGAGGAUUGCUACCAUUAUCAGUCAUGAAUUGGCUCAUAUGUGGUUUGGGAAUCUGGUCACCCUGAGAUGGUGGAAUGACUUGUGGCUGAAUGAAGGUUUUGCCUCGUAUGUCGAGUAUCUCGGAGCACAUGAAGCUGAACCUGAGUGGAAUGUGAAAGAUCUCAUUGUGCUGAAUGAUGUGCACCGGGUGUUUGCCAUUGACGCUUUGGCCUCCUCUCACCCUUUGUCGUCGAAAGAAGAAGAUAUCCAGAAACCGGCACAAAUCAGUGAGCUGUUUGAUGCCAUUUCAUACAGCAAGGGAGCAUCUGUCCUGAGGAUGUUGUCAGAUUUUCUCUCUGAAGGUGUCUUCAAAAUGGGCCUCAGGACGUACCUGGCUGAAUUUGCAUAUGGAAAUGCGGUUUAUACAGACCUGUGGAAACAUCUGCAAAUGGCUGUUGACAAUGCUGGCUCCGGCGAUCUUCCUGAAACGGUCCAUAAUAUCAUGAACACGUGGGUUCUGCAAAUGGGCUUUCCCGUGGUUACAAUCGACACAACGACUGGAGUUAUAAGCCAGAAACAUUUCCUCCUGGAUCCGGACUCCGAAGUUACUGCUCCAUCCCCUUUUAAUUAUGAAUGGAUUAUACCCAUCAAUUGGAUGAAGGCUGGAGUCCCCCAAAUUCGACGAUGGCUAUCGGGCAAAACAGAUACAGUCGAGUCCAUGAAGUUAACGGGGUCCGACUGGCUCCUGGCCAAUCUCAAUGUGGUGGGUUACUACAGAGUUAACUAUGACCAAGGUAACUGGGACAGGCUGCUGGAGAUUCUGAGCAGCGCUCACGCCAACAUACCAGUGAUCAACAGGGCUCAGUUAGUGGAUGACGCCUUCAACUUGGCAAGGGCAAAGCUCAUCCCCACGGUGCUGGCUCUUAAGACCACCAAGUAUCUGGGUAAAGAAACGGAGUAUAUGCCCUGGGAGUCGGCCCUGAACAACCUGGACUUCUUCUACCUCAUGUUUGAUCGUAGCGAGGUGUACGGUCCCAUGCAGGAUUAUUUGAGGAAGCAGGUCAUCCCACUCUUCAACCAUUACAAGAAUAUUACUGACAACUGGACCAAAGUACCAAAAGGACACAUGGACCAGUACAAUCAGGUGAAUGCCAUCAGUGUGGCUUGCAGGACAGGCCAUCAGGAAUGCCAAACUCUGACUCAGGCCUGGUUCAAGCAAUGGAUGGACGAAAAAAGGAACCCAAUAGACCCCAACCUCCGUUCCACCACAUACUGCAAUGCCAUCGCAGCAGGGGGCGCUAAAGAGUGGGAAUUUGCUUGGUCCGAAUUUCAAAAGGCCACCAUUGCUAGUGAAGCGGAAAAACUCCGCGCUGCAUUGGCCUGCACAAAGCAGCCUUGGCUGCUCAAUAGGUACCUGGAAUAUACACUGAAUUCCACGUUGAUCCGAAAGCAGGAUGCCACCUCCACCAUUGUCUACAUUGCCAACAAUGUGAUCGGUCAGCCCUUGGCUUGGGACUUCAUCAGGGCACAUUGGUCAUACAUUUUCACCCAGUAUGGCGGUGGAUCUUUUUCCUUUUCCAACCUCAUCAAUGGAGUCACCAAACGGUUUUCCAGUGAUUUUGAACUUAAACAGCUAAAGCAAUUCAAAGCAAAUAAUGCGGAGGUUGGUUUUGGCUCUGGGACGCUGGCUAUUGAUCAGUCCAUCGAGAGAACCAUCGCCAACAUGAAGUGGAUAGCAGACAACAAGAAGAGUGUCCAAAGUUGGUUCGAAGCUGAAGCUAAACUGUUAUGAUGCCUUCACUUGCCACCGAAUUAAAAAAAAAAAAAAGUCUCUUGUUUAACAAAUUCAUUUUUUUAUGUUGAUCCUUUCUGCUUGACGCAGUAAGCAUAUUUUUUUUUGGGUAUUUUUCCCCUUGAAAAUAUAAUCUUAAAAAUGA